Plectropomus leopardus (leopard coralgrouper) is the source of this 2326-nucleotide messenger RNA. It is a transcript of the gene tbccd1, whose product is annotated as TBCC domain containing 1. Gene Ontology annotation, biological process: maintenance of Golgi location; maintenance of centrosome location. Gene Ontology annotation, cellular component: spindle pole centrosome. The record is from RefSeq and is a predicted model, not a curated record. Lineage: Eukaryota; Metazoa; Chordata; Actinopteri; Perciformes; Serranidae.
GGAGCGCGCCAAAUAGGAAGAGCAGCAGCUGUGUGUGUGUGAGCCUCUGCUGCCUCCGAUCACAACACACCGAUCACCGACAGGACCCGUCUGUACUCCCCUUAUGAGUGACCCAUCGGGACGGGAAUCGCGCUGCCUGGACGAGGACAGAGGCUGAAAUCAUGGAGGCAGACGGCGUGAGCAUAUGGCCGCGCAUGGAGCCUUUUUUACUGGGGGCCCUGCAGGUGGCUCCCUCCUCCAAGCUCAGCCUGCACUAUCUUCGCAAGAUGGCGAUCUACGUGCGAACACGGGACGGCUGCUUCCCCAUUUUGGGCUGGCCCAUGUGGAGGCAUAUCGCCUGUGGAAAGCUGCAGCUCCCAGAGGACCUUGCUUGGCUCUACUUUGAGACCUUUGACCUUCUGAUAGGCCACGCUCCGGAGGAGAGGCUGGAGUGGGCAGAGUGCCUCUCCCAGUGCUCCUCCAAAAGCGAGCUGGACCAACAAAGGAGCAAGCUGUCUGUGGACACGCUGCAGUUCCUCCUCUUCCUCUACAUCCAGCAGCUGAACCGCGUGUCUCUGCGCACCUCUCUGAUCGGUGAAGAGUGGCCGAGUCAUCGCACCCGCUCCCCGUCUCCGUCAGACCGAGAGGCCAAGACCAGCUCCCAGAACAAGAACUGGGAUGAUCAGGCCCACCUGUCAUUUGUGCAAAGCCACCUCGCUGAGAUGCUGGAGCUGCUGGUGGAGCCGGGCCAGCUGUCCCAGUCUGGACAGGCCCUCAGAGACGGUCAGAUAGCACUGGAGGCUGUGCGGAGCCUGGGCCUGCUCCUGGAGGGCUCGGUCUGCCACAGCAAAACUGUCCAGCCCGUCCACAGGCUGCUGACCAAAGGUCCACUGCAGACACGAUCCGGCUACUCCACACUCAGCCGCUCCUUCCCCCUGCAUAAGCUACUGUCGUGUCUGCAGCAGAACCUCACGCUCAACCCGUUUGGGAUAACCGCCUGCCUGCGCUCAGGCAAGAAACUAGCCUGGGCUCAACAAGUGGAGGGAGCCAUGAAGAGAGCCAAAAUAGCCCGAAACACCCACACGGCUCCCCCUGGCAGCAAGAUGGUGCUGAUGUCACAAGUUUUCAAACAGACUUUGGCCAAAUCCUCAGACCGGCUGACCGGGGCCAACAUCAAAAUCCACCGAUGCUCAGAUGCCUUCAUUUACCUCCUCUCACCUCUCAGAUCCGUCUGUGUGGACAAAUGUCGGGACUGCACGGUGGUUCUGGGUCCUGUGGAGACCAGCGUCCACAUCCACAGCUGCCAGAACCUGCGGGUGGUGUGUGUGGCCGGUAGAGUCGCCGUCGGAGCGUCUUCACGCUGCACUGUCCACGCCUUGACGCCCACUCGCCCCUUGCUCCUCCCUGGAAACACAGACAUCACACUGGGGCCGUUCCACACCUUCUACCCGUCCCUGGAGGAUCACAUGGCCAGCGCGGGGCUGGCCGUGGUCCCCAACGCCUGGGAUCGACCCUUGCUUCUGGGGACCGAGGGCCUCGUCAACCCCUCGCUCAACACGUCAUCCAACCCGGACCCCGGCUGCUACCGCCUACUGCCCCCGGCUGAGUUUCACACGAUGGUCGUGCCUUUCCAGAUAGAGGGCGACACGUGUGAGGUGCCGGGGGGGUUACCUCCUCCGUACCAGGCGGCGCUGGAUGAAAAACAGAAGAGGAUACAGAGCUGGCAGAAGACUGUGAUGGAGGCGAGGCUCAACAAGGAGCAGAAGCGUCAGUUCCAGGAGCUGGUGGAGGUGAAGUUUCACGAGUGGCUCCUGGAGGCGGGACACAGGCAGGAACUGGACAGCCUCAUCCCUCCCACCCUGGCCUCUUUAAAGGACUCCAACGGGCCUGCAGGAGACGCGCCGAGAGUUAAUGACAACAAACAUAUUCGCACUGGUCGGGCAGUGGGACAGUCACCCGCGCCCUGCUGAUUAGGGUCUGUUUGCACCUGAACAUGAAGGUAGCAUGACAGCGUGCACAGCAUGUGGCCUGACUGACAUCUGGAGCUCCUGUCAGUAAAAAUAAAACAAAAACAGAUGAGUAUGUUUACUGCAAGUACUGUAAAGUAUGCUUGUUGAUAUUUAGACUUUGGAGCUGUUGAUUCAGCUUUUAUUGCAACUCACGUCCCACUCGUUCUCGAGUGGAAGUCCAGUAUGAGCUGCUUUUCAGGUUUUUCCUCAGUCAAGGCAGCUAAGUCUUAAACAUAAGGAGGGAGUGGAUUGGCAUGUUGUAAAACCACAUCACCAACACGGCUCUUUAACCCUUUGAACCAUGUGAAAUCACUUUUCUUGUGCUGCCUUUAAACACC